Calypte anna (Anna's hummingbird) is the source of this 2389-nucleotide messenger RNA. It is a transcript of the gene RLIG1, whose product is annotated as chromosome 1 C12orf29 homolog. The record is from RefSeq and is a predicted model, not a curated record. NCBI's taxonomy places the organism in Eukaryota, Metazoa, Chordata, Aves, Apodiformes, Trochilidae. Gene Ontology annotation, molecular function: RNA ligase (ATP) activity. The transcript has 7 exons. Gene Ontology annotation, biological process: response to reactive oxygen species. The coding region runs from base 62 to 1036 and encodes 324 amino acids.
GCGCAGGCGUAGUUGCGGCUCAGUUUGGGCCCGCGUCCGGAGCGGGUGGCCGGGCAGGGAUAUGCGGCGCCGGGGCGCGGUACAGCGGAAGGUGCCGUGUCUGUUUGUGACUGAGGUGAAGGAGGAGCCGUCGGCCAAGCGGGAGAACCAGCCAUUUAAAGUUUUGGCAACUGAAACUAUAAAUGGAAAGGCGUUAGAGGCAGAUAUAUACAAUGCAAUUCCUACUGAAAAAGUGGACGGAACCUGCUGUUAUGUAACUACCUAUAAAGGGCAACCGUAUCUAUGGGCCAGGCUGGAUCGGAAACCCAACAAACAAGCUGAAAAAAGGUUUAGGAGAUUCUUGUAUUCAUUGGAGGAUUGCAAAGAAUUUGUUUGGAAUGUUGAAGAGGAUUUCAAGCCUGUUCCCAGUACUUGGAUUCCAGCAAAGGACAUAGAAUUCUCUAAUGGCAAUCCUUUGCCAGAUGAAAAUGGACAUAUGCCAGGUUGGGUGCCUGUGGAGAAAAACAGUAAGCAGUAUUGCUGGCAUUCAUCUGUUGUAAAUUAUGAGCCUGGAAUAGCACUGGUACUGAAACACCAUGCUGACCCAGGGCUUCUUGAAAUCAGCCCGGUGCCCUUAUCAGAAAUAUCAGAACAAACGUUGGAACUGAUUGGGACUAAUAUUAAUGCAAAUCCAUAUGGAUUAGGAAGCAAGAAGCAGCCUGUACAUCUUCUCGUACCACAUGGAGCAUUUGAAAUAAAGAACCCACCUACUCUGAAACAAAAUGACAUACUGUCUUGGUUUGAAGGCUGCAGUGAGGGUCAAGUUGAAGGAAUCGUGUGGCACUGCCAUGAUGGGUCUUUAAUUAAGCUCCAUCGCCAUCAUCUUGGCUUAUGCUGGCCACUUGCAGAGACAUACCUGAAUUCCCAGCCUGUUGUAAUUUCUUUUAAUAGAACGAAAUAUGACUGUGACUUUGAACCAAAGAGUUUAUUUCACCAUUUUUCAAACUUGGAUGGUCAAAGAUUUGACAGACUCAAAGACAUCAAGUUUAAUGAUUGAAAUAAUUUUUCUCUUUUAAGUUAAUUGUUUUAUGUGCUACAUUCCUCCUAGUUGUGCCCACCAGGGAAGUCUUUACAAAUAAUCUUCUAUCUUAGGCAGCAGCCUAGGUACAGUGCCAUUUUAUUUUUUUCUUGAUGUCUAGUUCUAUAUAACAAGAGAUCUGAUGUUCAGAGCAGAGAUCUAGCUUUCAGCAUGUUUAUUUUCAGUUCUGAAAAAUCCUUAACUUCUGAAGCCAUUUCUGGAAACUGUUAUAAGUGUAUGAAUUAUGUAUGAACACUGGCUGGUUCCAAUAGGUAACCUAAUGAAUACAAUAAGCUGUAAAAUUUCCAUAGGUUGCUCUUCUAUAAAUAAAAUUAUUAUUCUAUAAAUACAAAGAUGAUUAUAUGUAGGAUUUAAUUUUAUGAUCUAUUUGUUUCUUAACAGUAAGGGAUGUAUUUCAGGUGUGACCAGAAUUAGUGCUAAAAUUUGAUACAUUUUUUUUUAAAUUUGUAACAGUUCCUUUUUGUGGAAAACUUUUCACUGUAUUUAACAGGUAACUGCAGCACUGUGUUCUUACUUGAAAAUUUAAUUAAACUAUAUCCUACAGGUACUUCCACCAUUUUGAGACAAAAAGAGUAAAUAAUAGAAAGUCUAUUAGUUCUGUUUUGGAGUAAUUAGUGACAGACAUGACUUUGCUUAACAAUACACAUUUUCAGAUUCCAUCUCAAUUGGGAAACUUCAUCAAGGGCAUAUUAAGUAAGAUAUAAAAGUUUAAGUAAGUUUAAGUUUAUAAAAGAUUAAGUAAGAUAUAAAAUAAUAAAGGUGAGACUGGAUGAUCAUUUGAGUUGGCUUUUAUUUUAUCUGUGCUAUAAAAUUAUACAUCCAUCUAUAUAAAACACAAAAUGAAAAAUAAUUUCUCUACAAAAAAUACCGUUUGUUCGGAUGAAACACUAACUUUACUUUCAAUUCUUUGUUCUUUACUUUCACUCCAUUUUCUACCUAGAGGCAUGUAAGAACAGAGAUCCAGCACACUGACCUUGAGUCCGUAGUUAAGAAGUAUGAUUGCACAUGAGAGCAAGAACAAAUUACAUAUUCUCAUCAAUCUGGGACUUAGCACAUUUUAAUUGUUUGUCAACUCUUGGAGUAAGUCCAAGGUUUCAGUUUCACCUGACACUUGUGUAUUACCCAAAUUGCUGUUUUGAAUUGAAAUUAAUAGUGCAAAGAAGUUGGCAGAUGUAGAACUGACUUAUUUUUACUUGGGCGUAUAAAUACCAUCAGCUGUUGACUAACUCAAUUCUGCAUUCUUAAGUGUGUGCCAAACGACUGUAACUUCAUUAGAUUUGUAUCAUUCCAGGAUACAGACAAAUAAACCAC